Molecule: messenger RNA, 333 nt
Organism: Caenorhabditis remanei
Lineage: Eukaryota; Metazoa; Nematoda; Chromadorea; Rhabditida; Rhabditidae
Exons: 4
Coding region: 1-333 (110 amino acids)
Source: RefSeq, a predicted model, not a curated record
AUGAUCUACUCAAUAUCUACCUUGAUUACUCUUUUCACUAUUUCUUCAUCCGCUUUUUUGACGUCUGAUCCAUCAAACUUCGCACCUCGUCACUUCAAUGAUCCGAUUUCAAUGUCCGCAGAAUGCAAUGUGUUUGAUGAAGCACAUUAUUGUAAAAUGAUAACUCUUGACACUGCUCUCAACGCUGUAGCAGAAUCCCAUAAAUGUGAAUGCCCCGCAAACUAUCGAUGCCCCUCGGACACCGAUGAUACUAAACUGCAGAUUCGAUGCCACUACGACAGCGAACGUCAAUGGAAUCGUUGUUACUUGCCGUGUACUCCAGUUGAUCUCUAA